Messenger RNA from Penicillium bovifimosum, 1800 nucleotides. RefSeq names its product MFS transporter. The transcript has a single exon. Bases 1 to 1800 code for a protein of 599 amino acids. Gene Ontology annotation, biological process: transmembrane transport. NCBI's taxonomy places the organism in Eukaryota, Fungi, Ascomycota, Eurotiomycetes, Eurotiales, Aspergillaceae. The record is from RefSeq and is a predicted model, not a curated record. Gene Ontology annotation, molecular function: transmembrane transporter activity.
AUGUCCACCAUGGAAGUAUCUGAGACUGGGACCAAGUCCCUCCAGCUGCCAAAUUCCAUUCCAUUCUGGCGACUCGUCCUAAACCCUGGAGCCAUCACCCAAGAGGUAGUGGACUAUCCUUGCGCAGGCUCGGGAACCGAAGAAGAUCCCUACGUGGUUCAAUGGAUGCCUAGGGACUUCCGAAACCCUCUCCAGCUGAAAACUUCCAUGAAAUGGUUCAUCACAAUCGUUGCUGCCCUCGAGACCUUGGUGGUUGCUCUGGUCUCCUCCGCAUAUACAGGUGGUCUCAUUCAAAUUCGAGAAGAAUUUGGAGCAACCACAGAGGUUGCCACCCUGGGAGUAUCACUCUAUGUACUGGGAUUCGCUCUGGGUCCGCUGAUCUGGGCUCCCAUGAGUGAAAUGUAUGGUCGCCAACUCGUCUUCGUCACAACCUACGGUGGUUUGACCGUUUUUUGUGCUGCCUGUGCGGGCGCAAAGAACAUCACAAGUUUAUUGAUUUUCCGAUUUCUGUCUGGUGCAUUUGGUUCCUCCCCCUUUACCAAUUCGGGCGGCGUUAUCGCCGACAUGUUCAUGGCUCGCGAGCGGGGUCUAGCACUGUCAGCCUUCGCGCUUGCUCCUUUCCUCGGACCAGUCAUCGGUCCUAUUGUCGGUGGCUUCCUUGGUAUGUCUAGCGGGGGUUGGAAAUGGGUGAUAGGUCUUUUGGCCAUCCUCUGUGGUGUCAUGUGGUUCUUAGGAGCUGCAUUGAAGCCGGAGACUUAUGCUCCCGUUCUGCUCCGCCAGCGUGCAAAGACCCUGUCCAAGCUCACAGGUCAGGUAUACUGCAGCAAGCUUGAUAUCGAUCAAGGACGCGUCACUUUGACGGCCGCUAUGAAGGCCUCCUUCUCGCGGCCACUGGUUCUUUUAUUCAAAGAACCCAUCGUCCUGUUACUCUCAAUCUACCUGGCGAUCAUCUACGGAACCCUCUACAUGCUUUUUGGUGCCUUCCCGAUUGUGUAUCAAAUCCAUCGUGGAUGGAAUCAAGGUGUCGCCGGCCUAGCCUUCAUCGGUGUCAUGAUUGGUAUGUUAGGAGCGAUUGCAUACUCAAUUCCCGAAAACAAACGAUAUGCCAAGCUACUUGCAAAGAGCGGCGGCUAUGCACCCCCAGAAGCCCGUCUUCCGCCGUGUAUGCUGGCCUCAAUCGCUCUCCCUGUCGGACUCUUCUGGUUCGCAUGGACCAACUCCCCCUCCGUCCACUGGCUCGCAAGUGUCGCAGCUGGAGUUCCAUUCGGUUUCGGAAUGGUCCUCGUUUUCUUGAGUGUGUUCAAUUACUUGAUUGAUGCUUACACCAUUUUUGCGGCGUCCGUCUUGGCAGCCAACUCGCUACUUCGGUCGUUGUUUGGCUUUGCAUUCCCACUGUUCACCACGUACAUGUAUCAGGAUCUGGGGAUCCACUGGGCGUCUUGUAUUCCGGCUUUCUUAGCACUUGCAUGCGUCCCUUUCCCCUUCCUGCUCUACAAAUAUGGUCUCUCUAUUCGAAAGCACUGCACGUACUCUGCGCAGUCUGAAGCCUUCGUCCAAAACCUUCUUCGAGCGAGUCAGAAGGCUGCUGAAGAGGCCGUUGAAUCUGAGCCUGAGGUGUGCUUGGCAAAGGAUGAAGCUCCAUCGCUUUCCACCGACAAGACAGUUGCGGAUGUCAACAAAAUUCGGCACACACUUUCACGCACUUCCACCAAUGCCACGCAUGCCAUUCACCGGGUGCCCACCUACGAGGCCAGUCCGUAUGAUAUCGACCGCGUGAACACACGAGAAUCGUUUAAAUAA